This is a messenger RNA of Lineus longissimus, 2523 nucleotides long. RefSeq names its product guanylate cyclase soluble subunit beta-2-like. The transcript has 12 exons. The coding region runs from base 220 to 2343 and encodes 707 amino acids. Gene Ontology annotation, molecular function: guanylate cyclase activity; heme binding. NCBI's taxonomy places the organism in Eukaryota, Metazoa, Nemertea, Pilidiophora, Heteronemertea, Lineidae. Gene Ontology annotation, cellular component: guanylate cyclase complex, soluble. Gene Ontology annotation, biological process: cGMP biosynthetic process; response to oxygen levels. The record is from RefSeq and is a predicted model, not a curated record.
UAGUGCGAGGGAAGCCAUUCUAAACCCCUGACUUAGACUGCCAUGACGUGGCGCCUCAGUUGGCUCUUGUAACUCUCUUAAAGGACUUGUUCUUGUUUUGUUUUGUAUUUACCUGGAGGUUUUAAUUCACUUGUACCAGACUGUGAUCGGUGUCAAAAACAAGUUGGAAAUGGUUUAACAUGGCGAAUAGGAAUAUGAGAAGAACUUUCUAGAAUCAAGAUGUAUGGUCAGAUUCACGUGUGCAUUCGCCAGCUCGUCCUGGAGAAGUUUGGAGAAGAGGCCUGGAAGAAGAUUCUGGCUGAAACUUCCCUGAACGACACCGAACACUUCUUAGUAUUUAAGCAUUAUUGUGAUGGUGCGACGUUUACUCUAGUUGGAGCCGUGGCGAAGACUCUUGGUCUACCAGCCGAAACUGUAUUGGAGGUUUUCGGCGAGUACUUCUUGGAGUAUUGCAUGCGGCACGGCUAUGAUAAGAUGAUGAAGACUCUGGGCGAAGAUUUCGCCAGCUUCGUCCAGAAUCUUGAUUCUUUCCAUGCGCUGCUGGCAAUGUCCUAUGAAAAUAUCGAUGCACCAUCUUUCAGGUGCGAAACCAACCCAGACGGAUCCCUGACGCUGCAUUACUACUCAUCCAGACCUGGGCUUCAAAACCUUGUGAUAGGAAUCCUUCGAUCAGUUGGAAAGAAACUCUUCGACACACACGUUGAAACAGUAGUCCAGGAAAUACACACAAUAGACAUCAGUAACACACGUAAACAAUACCUGGUCAUCUUCAGGAUCGUGCUGACGUCAUUAAACGAAGACGUCAACAAAAGCAACCAAAUUGUUCCGGCAUUCCAGCCUGUUGUGCCGGAUGUACUACGAAUCAAUGCUAAAUCAUUCUGUCAAGCAUUUCCCUACCACAUACUUUUUGACACGGAGUUACGCAUUGUACAAUGUGGUGUAGGGCUCCAGAAAAUGUGCAGACAGAUCGUUGGCGGCGUUAAGCUCAGUGACGUUUUUGAAAUGAUGCAGCCAAACUUGAUGCUUUCAAUGGCUCAUCUACGAAGGUUCAUCAACGCUUGUUUCAUCAUCAGAGAGAAGGAGGUGAUUGGACUGAAUUCAUCGCGGAUUGUUCUGAAAGGCCAGAUGAUCUGGAUGGAGGACGUGACCCUGAUGCUGUUCAUAUGCUCACCCCGGCUGUCUAGUCUUAACGAAAUGGCGGAGAAGAACCUCUUCCUUUCCGAUAUUCCUAUCUACGACGUCACGCGGGAACUCAUCCUGUUGAAUCAACAGAGAAUCGCUGAAAUAGAAAUAAGCAAAAAGCUUGACGAAACGACUGCUGAGCUCACAAGAACGGGAAAGGCGCUGGAAGAAGAAAAGAGAAAAACUGACGAAUUGUUGUACCAGAUGCUUCCGGUGAAGGUAGCCAAUCAGCUGCGAGAACAUAAGCAGGUGGAAGCAGAAAAGUUCGACCAAGUGACAAUCUUAUUUAGUGAUAUCGUGACGUUCACGAACAUAGCUGCUGCAUGUACGCCAAUCCACGUAGUCAACAUGCUCAACUCAUUAUACUCACGAUUCGACCAGGCAACUACCGUCAAUAAUGUUUACAAGGUCGAAACCAUUGGUGAUGCUUACAUGGUUGUAGGUGGUGUCCCUGAAGUGAGCGACUCCCAUGCCGAAAGCGUGGCAGAUAUGGCAAUGGACAUGAUUGAAGAGGCAAGCCAUGUUACGUCGCCGGCAAGUGGAUUGCCUUUACAGAUCCGUGUGGGUAUCCAUUCCGGCCCGGUCGUGGCGGGUGUAGUGGGCGCGAAGAUGCCAAGGUAUUGUCUGUUUGGCGAUACAGUGAACACGGCAUCCCGGAUGGAGAGUCACAGCAUCCCAGGAAGAAUUCAUCUAAGUUCUUCCACCUAUAGCUGUGUUAGAUGUAAGGGCUUCUCCUUCGAAGAAAGAGGUGAGAUAGAAGUGAAAGGCAAGGGUAAGAUGACGACAUACUUUCUGCUUGGAAAAGGCGAUGUCUGCGUUCCACUACCGCCACCGGGCACGCCACGGACGAAGAGGGAGAGUGUGGUCUUCACGGAGUUCAACCGGCCCGUACUUUCACCUAUCAACAGGAAAAUAACACCAAUUGAUGAGGGUAAAGAAACUGAGGACAGUACAACUGCACUGAAACAAACUGAAGAAACACUUUUAGUAGAAAUUACUGCAGAUAACAAGGCAAUUGGUGAUAAGAAUUCUAUUCAAAAUGGACUUGGUGAAAACGAUGCGGCUAAAACACGUGACAGUAAUGCCAAUGCUUUUUCAGUUGACGAGAAAAAGCAGCAGGAGGGAAGAUAUCAAAAGAGUGAAACAUGUACUCUUCUGUGACAGGGCAACGCGUGUUCAAUUUACACUUAAGGGUCACCUAUAGUAUUGAAUUACACUCAUUAUAUCACGCUUGCACCCGUUGACUCAUUGAGGAAAUAUUUGUUUCUACAUGUAUAUGUAUAAAUAUGUCUCCAGAAUCAUUUGUUAAAAAGCAUUCUUUUCUUGUUGUACACUUAGUAU